Molecule: messenger RNA, 1371 nt
Organism: Letharia lupina
Lineage: Eukaryota; Fungi; Ascomycota; Lecanoromycetes; Lecanorales; Parmeliaceae
Exons: 3
Coding region: 1-1371 (456 amino acids)
Source: RefSeq, a predicted model, not a curated record
AUGGCCUUACCAAUCCUAUCUUACUCUGUAGAGUAUCACAACUCCCUCCCCGAUGUCGCUGAUGCGAAAACCCAGUUUGACUCGGUGGACGCUAGCAAGAUCCUCUUCACAGACAUUGGACGAAUUUUCUUGAAAUAUCAUAUGGAGAACACGCUGGGAAUUGUCCUUCUCCACCACCACUUUCUCCUGGCGCGAGACGAGAUGCUUGUGAAUGUCGGACCUGUCGCAGUACCCUGGAAAACUAACAGCGGCGUGAAGGAGCUCGAAAAUGUUCACCCCAGCUCCUGGGGCUUCACCAAGGACGGCGUUGCGCCGUACGAAUUUGCCCACGCAUCGCCCAGAGUAUCUCUCGACAGCCAAUUGCAACCUUUUCUUGGUGAAUUGGGCGCCAUACUUGAGAAACGCAAAAUGACUGACCUUUUUGGGAUUUGUGCCCUCGAUGGAUCUAUUGAUCGCCCUUGCGGCAUUGAAUUCACCGAAGGGCGUGCCAAUAUUACAUUUCCAUUCGAAAUUUCCCCCCACAAAGGUAGCAAUGUUGAAGCGAUGUGGCGAAUCGGCUCAAGCAAGGACGGAAUAACAAGCACAAAGGUGAAAAGCGAAGUUCAGCCAAGGGUCUCGAAUGGGUGCGGGAAAAUGUAUAAGCUGCAAGGGAACACACACAGGCAACCACCUCCCACAGGUGCCAAGGCUCAGGGCAACCAGGCUAGUAACAUCCCCAUCAACAGAACCUUAGAAGACGAUGUGGCGAGUACAGAUAGCUACCACUACCAUGGCUACCACUAUCACUCAUCUAAAUGGCUUACCACCAUAGUCUACCAUAAUGGCCAAUGCAUAACUCUUAAGCUUGUUCAGAAGCGACUGGAUAACAUAGCUACUAAGGAAUUUGAGAAGCAAUUUCGAAGCAUAUGUCACCUCGGACCAGCUAUUUUUGAAGACACGAAGAGAGGUAGAAGUCCUAUCUGUCGAAAUGUGGCUCCCGCGCAUCCCAGCCACCAUGUUUUCCAGCCACCUGAUUUUGUACUGUAUUUAGGACCUGGCCCCGGAGAGGUUUUGGAGAAUCAAUCCAAAAAGGCUACUGCACCUCCCACAAUUGCACCUCCCACACCAGGCCCACUGAUACCACUAAACCUCGCUCCACCACAGCAACUACAGCGAGAUGGACGAGGAGCUGCUCCGCCACAGUGGCGGGCUCCACCGGAGGCUUCAUCAGAGGCUUCACCGCAGCAAGGUGGAAGAGAUAGAAGCGGUGGAAGAGGUAGAAGCGGUGGAAGAGGUGGAAGAGGUAAGAAGGUAGUAGAAGAGGAGGUAGAAGAAGAGGUAGUGACGGUUUUUUCAAGACAUGGUAGGCCGAUAAGGCCCAAAAAACGGUGA